AUUGCGCGUGCGCGCUUCACUUUCUCCGUGUGCUACCUCUGAACAUUUCCCCAAGUGCACGUGGAGCAAGCCUUGGCUGGAGGCACUGGGUCUGCCGGAACCAGGUCUAGGCAAGCGGAGCCUUCAGUUAUCAUGGGGCGUAAGUUGGAUCCUACGAAGAAGGAGAAACGUGGACCCGGCCGAAAGGCCCGAAAACAGAAGGGUGCAGAGACAGAACUGGUCAGAUUUUUGCCUGCAGCUGGCGAUGAAAGUUUCAAGAGGCUGUCAAGUCGUGCUCGGAAGAGGGCAGCCAAGAGGAGGGCAGGGUCUGUUGAAGCCCCUAAGCCAAAUAAGUCUCCUGGGAUCAAAACAUUGCCUGGGGAGUUAUCCAAAGGGGCGGUCCAGGCUCGAGGUAAGAAGCGCCCGGCACCAAUUCAAAACAGUGAUGGGGACGAGGAGGAAGACUCUGAGGAAGAUGACGUGGUGACCCAGGGGGACCUUUGGGGCCCUGAUGACAGUAGUGAGGAUAUGGUGGAUGACUACGGAGCCGACUCAGAGGCUGAGGAGGAAAAGUUGUUGCCUAUUGAAAGAGCUGCUCUGAAGCAGAAGGCCCGGGACACCGCAGCUGGGGCCCAGUGGAGUGAAGAGGACACUGAUGAAGAUGAUGGUGUUGCCCCUGAGUCCCACCCCAGAAAGGAUGACAAAGCAGAGGGAGAUUUGCAGAUUAAUGUGGAAGAUGAGGAAGCCUUCGUGCUGCCCCCUGCUGGAGAGACGGACCAGGAUGCCCAGGCUCCAGACCUGCAGCGAGUUCACAAGCGGAUCCAGGAUAUAGUUGGAGUGCUUCGGGACUUUGGGGCCCAGCGAGAAGAGGGCCGGUCUCGAACCGAGUAUCUGAAUCGCCUUCAGAAGGAUCUGGCCACUUACUAUUCUUACGGGGACUUCCUGUUGAGCAAGCUCAUGGAGCUGUUCCCCCUGUCUGAGUUGAUAGAGUUCUUAGAAGCUAAUGAGGUGCCCCGGCCAGUCACCCUGCGGACCAAUACCUUGAAAACUCGUCGCCGAGACCUCGCUCAGGCUCUGAUCAAUCGUGGGGUUAAUCUGGAUCCUUUGGGAAAGUGGUCAAAGUCUGGACUGGUGGUAUAUGACUCUUCAGUGCCUAUUGGCGCUACUCCCGAGUACCUCGCUGGACACUAUAUGCUGCAGGGAGCCUCGAGCAUGCUGCCUGUCAUGGCCCUGGCGCCUCAGGAGCACGAGCGGGUCCUAGACAUGUGCUGUGCUCCUGGAGGGAAGACCAGCUACAUAGCUCAGCUGAUGAAGAACACGGGUGUGAUCCUUGCCAAUGACGCCAAUGCCGAGCGCCUCAAGAGCGUCGUGGGCAACCUGCACCGGUUGGGAGUCACCAACACCAUCAUCAGCCACUAUGACGGACGCCAGUUCCCCAAGGUGGUGGGGGGCUUUGACCGAGUGCUGCUGGACGCUCCUUGUAGUGGAACAGGUGUCAUCUCCAAAGACCCUGGUGUGAAGACGAACAAGGAUGAGAAGGACAUCCAGCGCUGUGCUCACCUUCAGAAGGAGCUCCUGCUCAGCGCCAUUGACUCCGUCAACGCUGCGUCCAAGACUGGAGGCUACCUGGUCUACUGCACCUGCUCCGUCACGGUGGAAGAGAACGAGUGGGUGGUAGACUACGCCUUGAGGAAGAGGAACGUGCGCCUGGUGCCCACCGGCCUGGACUUCGGCCAGGAGGGCUUUACCCGCUUCCGAGAACGGCGCUUUCACCCCACCCUGCGCUCCACCCGGCGCUUCUACCCUCACACCCACAACAUGGACGGCUUCUUUAUCGCCAAGUUCAAGAAAUUCUCCAAUUCUAUUCCCCAGCCCCAUGCAGGAGUCUCAGCAGCAGCUGCCCCUGCAGAACCUGACCUGAAGGAUCAGGUCACCCCAAAGUCUGAGAACAGUAGUCAGCCCACCAAGAAAGCCCGCGGGGCUGCAAAGGCAAAGCAACAGUUGGUGAGACAGCAGCAUUCCAAGAAGCCCUUCCACAAGAUGAAUGGCACCUCCAAAGGGCCAGGCGUGGCCACAGAACCUUCUGUCCCAAAUGCCCAAGUGUCCGCCAGGCCCCUGGGAAGCAGUCAGUCUGAUGGGAAAGGAAAGCAGGCUAGGCGGCCCAAGCCGCGGGGACCUAACCGGAAGCCCUCCAAGGAAGCUGCUGUCCCAGCGCAGAGCGCUCCACCCAAGGGCAAGGACUCAGGAACACCUGCUGUGCCGACUCCCUCUGGAAUCUGUGCCAGUCCAAGGCCCAAGGACUGUGCUCAGUCCCUUGGGAAAGCCAAAAGGAAACAGAAAGGAAAGCAGCCGUUAUCAGAGCCGCCUGCCAGUAGAGAUGCUGUCCCCAAGGGCACCUCAGCCCCCUCCGUGUCUCCCCACACUUCCCCCAGGCCCCCACCAGCAAAGAGGAGAAAAUCUAUGUCGAAGGGCAACCCCCAGCCUCUGUUGUCUUAAGUGGACUUGGAAACUCAUUGGCAUUGUCUCUGGGUUGGAACUCUUGAUCCUGCUCGAGGAUGGCUUUCCCCUGUGCAUACAUAUGAAAUUUAAUACACUUAUUACCACCCCUA
Apodemus sylvaticus (European woodmouse) is the source of this 2588-nucleotide messenger RNA. It is a transcript of the gene Nop2, whose product is annotated as NOP2 nucleolar protein. Lineage: Eukaryota; Metazoa; Chordata; Mammalia; Rodentia; Muridae. Gene Ontology annotation, cellular component: nucleolus. Bases 133 to 2475 code for a protein of 780 amino acids. The transcript is spliced from 16 exons. Gene Ontology annotation, molecular function: RNA binding; rRNA (cytosine-C5-)-methyltransferase activity. Gene Ontology annotation, biological process: maturation of LSU-rRNA; rRNA base methylation. The record is from RefSeq and is a predicted model, not a curated record.